Penicillium cosmopolitanum is the source of this 258-nucleotide messenger RNA. RefSeq lists its product as uncharacterized. Bases 1 to 258 code for a protein of 85 amino acids. NCBI's taxonomy places the organism in Eukaryota, Fungi, Ascomycota, Eurotiomycetes, Eurotiales, Aspergillaceae. The record is from RefSeq and is a predicted model, not a curated record. The transcript has a single exon.
AUGAAGUUCCUCGGAGGAUUUACCACGCUUCUCCUCCCUCUCGGAGCCCUGGCUAGCACGGGCUACUUUUGCGAAAACACGCCCCACGUCGGUGCUGUGGCCCCCACCUAUAACUGCGGAAAGCAGUGCGGACUGGACAGCUACAACACCCAAUUCUCGACCUACCACUGCUGGGUGGAUGGUGAUGGUGUCAAGUCCUGCUUCAAGAAGUGUUGCAAGGAUGCGGGCAGGGAGGUGGGCACUAUCUCGGGUCUUUAA